UCAGUUGGUCUAGAUGUACCAUGAGUGUCACCCACCUGUGUAAUGAACAGGAUCCAGAUGACCUGGUGGAAUCACCCCACCAGAAGGAGCUGACACUGUUACAGUCUGCAAACUAUGGAUAUAGUCACAACCCCAGUCCCCCAACUACUUCUGUAUCUCAAAGACCUCUCAAGUCCUGGAAGUCUCGCAGUCCUGAGAGUGACAAAGACUACAAGAAGACAGCAUGUGCCAGAGAGAGAUCUCGUAUGAGGGACAUGAACAGAGCGUACGAGGCACUCCGCAGUAUCCUGUCGCUCUAUAAACCACCAGGCAAGAAACUUUCCAAAAUUGAAACCUUAAGGAUGGCUAUAAGACGUAUCUAUCAUCUCAAGUCCUGUCUGGAGGAUGAUGUCAAGGUGGAGUCCUCUGACCCAGAAAUGUUGGAGUACCCCUCCACCUCCUGGACGGUUCCAUACUUAAGUCACUCCUACAUCAACUACUCCUUGGAGGCCCCCUCCUACCCUGCUUUCAAGCGGACUCGGUUCAACUAAUAUGUGUUCUAUUUGAGUAAACAGUGUUCAUAACCAAAGGAAUGUUUAGUUCUUUCAACUUAUUGAGAACUGAAAAUAAUUAGAUGUUUUCAACUACAUUUUAGGUCUAUACUUGGUCUGUAAAACAAAGUUAUUCCUAGAAUUCCAAAGUGUUUUAUUAAAAGCUUUGUACAAUUUUACAAACAUUUUCUGAAUAAAUCUAUAACCAGUUUGGUAAGCACAAUUUUAUACUCAGUAUGAUUAUACAGUACACGGAAGUCAUAAAGCUAACCAUUAUUAUACUAUAAUAACAUCCUUUUGGUCAACUUUGGUAAAUAUAACAUAUAUAUAUAUAUAUAUUUAUUUAUAUAAAACCACCAAAAAGUUAAGUAAGUUAAGUAUCUACGUUUUGUUAAGAAACCACUUUAAUUUUAGUAUUACUUUUAGUUACAAAUGUGUAAAUUUUUAUGAAGCAUGUAUGAAGUGUAAUAAACCUUGUUUAUUAAACAUUUGUGCCAAUAAAGAAUGUAAAAACGUGUAA
This is a messenger RNA of Homalodisca vitripennis (glassy-winged sharpshooter), 1050 nucleotides long. RefSeq names its product neurogenin-1 (gene sage). NCBI's taxonomy places the organism in Eukaryota, Metazoa, Arthropoda, Insecta, Hemiptera, Cicadellidae. The transcript has 4 exons. Gene Ontology annotation, cellular component: nucleus. Gene Ontology annotation, biological process: mesoderm formation; regulation of transcription by RNA polymerase II. Bases 21 to 530 code for a protein of 169 amino acids. The record is from RefSeq and is a predicted model, not a curated record. Gene Ontology annotation, molecular function: protein dimerization activity; DNA-binding transcription factor activity, RNA polymerase II-specific; RNA polymerase II cis-regulatory region sequence-specific DNA binding.